ACCUUUUUGCUUUAACGCCUCGCCGAGGCCCAGAACCAGAAGAGGCGGCACAGCACCAAUACAAAACAAACUUCGUCGCCAAAACGCACCGUUUUGAUCCUUAACCAUCACUUUUCGGGGGGAGAGAGAGAGAGAGAGAGAGAGAGCGAGAGCAAUCAUGUCGGAGAAGCCCCAACCGAUUCGCGUGUUGUAUUGUUCGGUGUGCAGUUUGCCGGCGGAGUACUGCGAGUUCGGACCCGAUUUCGAAAAAUGCAAGCCCUGGUUGAUCCGAAACGCUCCGAACCUUUACCCGGAUCUCAUCAAAGAGGCGAAUGCGAAGGAAGCUGAUAGAGUUACUGAGCAGUUACAGUCCACCGGUAUAUCUUCGGAUGGGGCUACUCCUUCAGCGCCAAAGGAAGAAGUUAAACGUCUUCCUGGUGGGAAGAUAAAGAAAAAAGAGAAGCAAGAAGUGGUUAUUGAAAAGGUUGUACGUAACAAGCGAAAAUGCAUCACCACUGUAAAAGGGCUGGAGCUUUUUGGUGUCAAACUUAGUGAUGCUUCAAAGAAGCUUGGGAAAAAGUUUGCUACAGGUGCUUCUGUUGUUAAGGGGCCUACUGAGAAGGAGCAGAUUGAUGUUCAAGGAGACAUAUCUUAUGACGUUGUGGAGUUCAUUACAGAGACCUGGCCUGAUGUCCCAGAAACUGCAAUUUUCUUUAUUGAAGAUGGAAGAAAGGUCCCAGCUGCUUGAUUUUGGAAUCAAGGCGAAUAAAUAAAAUGGAGUGUGGUACCUUGCUUUCAUCCUGCCUUUUGUGACUCGUAACCUGAUUUCCUGUAUAUGAGAAAGUAAAGGGGGGCCAGAAUUACUAGUUAAUGUUACAAGGAUCUACUCCCAGUGAGAGUUUUCGGCCCUCUCUACAGUCUCUUGUUAUCUUUAUGCCAAAGAAUAGUAAUUGUUUUUGCAGCUUGAAACUGUGUUUUAUAUAUUAAUGGAUGUGCUUUGCCA
Molecule: messenger RNA, 982 nt
Organism: Corylus avellana
Lineage: Eukaryota; Viridiplantae; Streptophyta; Magnoliopsida; Fagales; Betulaceae
Product: Translation initiation factor SUI1 family protein
Biological process (GO): formation of translation preinitiation complex; translation reinitiation
Molecular function (GO): translation initiation factor activity; mRNA binding
Source: RefSeq, a predicted model, not a curated record